AUGACCACAAUUGAUCCCAAAGUUGAAACUGGGAAGUUGUUAACAAAAGAUGAUGUAGGUCCUUUGAAGAAAUCUAAAAUAACAAAGAAAGUUGUGAUUGUCAAUCCUGAGCCAAAUGUUCAAGAAACGAAGCAAUCGAAGUCUCCCAAGAAAACAACGAAGCUAGAUGAGUUAGUUUCGAAAGCUGUGAUAAAUCCUAUUGAACUUGUUGUUACAGAACCAACGUCAGUUACAAUUCCUUUAAAGACUGGAGUUUUUCGAAGAUUAAAGCUGAAGUAUGUUGGUUCACCCACUUUGAGUCUAGUUUGCAAACCUCAUGUUACUCAUCAAGGGGUAUUUAUGCGCAAAUUCCCAACUUCAGUUUCUCCUCAUUCAAAGAAACGAAGGGCUGAGGAUAUAGCCAAGAAAAUUUCGAAGAAAAAGAAGAAGACAAAGAAAAAGCAGUUAGUAAUUCCAACACAAUCAUCUAAAGAAGAAGAAGAGGUUCCUGAAACUCCCGAACCUAUUAAUGAGCCUACAUCUCCUGAGAAAACUGUUAUCAUAACACCCGAAGUUUCGUAUGCCAAAUCAUCUCAUGAGGAGGUACGAACUUCAUAUGUCACUACAAACGUCUAUGAUACGGGUGUAAAUGUCAUCAUGGGUGAAGGAGAUCUAUCAAAGGAAACCACUCAACCUCAACAAGGUACUUGA
Lactuca saligna is the source of this 690-nucleotide messenger RNA. The record is from the annotation of a GenBank genome assembly. NCBI's taxonomy places the organism in Eukaryota, Viridiplantae, Streptophyta, Magnoliopsida, Asterales, Asteraceae.